Messenger RNA from Gilbertella persicaria, 1849 nucleotides. Its product is annotated as kinase-like domain-containing protein. The record is from RefSeq and is a predicted model, not a curated record. The coding region runs from base 115 to 1503 and encodes 462 amino acids. Gene Ontology annotation, biological process: intracellular signal transduction; peptidyl-serine phosphorylation. Gene Ontology annotation, molecular function: ATP binding; protein serine/threonine kinase activity. The transcript has 7 exons. Lineage: Eukaryota; Fungi; Mucoromycota; Mucoromycetes; Mucorales; Choanephoraceae.
UUCUUUCUUUUGAAAAUUAAUAUUACCUUUAAAAAAAAACGCUUUAUUUUCUCUGCUCCUUUUGAGAGCAGCUACCUUAUUCGUCUUCAACCUUGUUGUUAAUCGUGAAUCAGUAUGGGGAACGUCGACAGUAUUCCAGAAAAUAGAGAAAAAGAAGAAGUCCAACUAUCGCAUUUUAAAAUCAUAAAAACACUUGGAAAAGGUGCUUUUGGCAAAGUCUAUAAAGUACAGCAUAUCAAACGCAAAGAAUUAUACGCGUUAAAAGUCAUUAACAAAGAGCAAUGCAUUAAAAUGGAUGCUGUAAAGAACAUAAUUCGAGAACGAACUAUUCUAGAAUGCGUAGAUCACCCACUUGUGUGUAAUAUGCGAUUUGCUUUUCAAGAUUCACAGUCAAUGUUUAUGGCCAUGGAUUUAAUGUCGGGUGGUGAUUUGAGAUCACAUUUGGUUCAAGAUCACAAUGAAAAUGUAAUCAAAUUUUGGAUUGCAGAACUUGUAUGCGCUAUCAAAUAUUUACACUCUCAAGGCAUCGUUCACAGAGAUAUUAAACCUGAUAAUAUCUUACUAGAUCAACAAGGUCAUGUACAUCUUAGUGACUUCAAUAUUGCUUGUCAUAUUCCUGAAAAGAAUGAAAGACCAUUGACUUCUUUAUCUGGCACUGCUGUUUAUUUUGCACCAGAAAUCUUCAGGGGCAAUGGCUAUAAUGAAGAUGUUGAUUGGUGGAGCCUUGGAAUCACUUUUUAUGAAUGUGUUUAUGGCACAAGGCCAUGGUUACACUGCACAAAUAUUGAUGAGUUGAGUAAACAAGUCUUGCAUAGAAAUAUCCCUUAUCCGUACAAACAAUCGAUUUCGCCCAAAUGUGUAUCUGCAAUUAAAUGCUUUUUAGAAAAAGAUAGCAAGAAGCGCAUGGGCCAUGGUGUUAUUUCAGGCUGGAAAAAUAUUGCAUCUCACCCUUUUUUUCAAAAUAUUGACUGGCAUAAAAUUGAUAACAAACAAUGUCAACCUCUCUAUGUACCAUCACUUGCAAGUGAGGCAAUUGAAGACGCUAUUAUAUCAGACUACCUAUCAAAUCAAAACUUGAUGACCGUCUUAAACGAGCCAGCAGCAUCACCACCCGCUGAACCAAACAACGAUGGCGUUAUGGGAUGGCUCUGUCGACAAAAAAGAAGAUCUAGUCGAACAUAUGAAGAUAACCGACAUAGUCAAGAUUUACGCUUACUUGAGCACAGAUUCAAGCCGUUUGAUUAUACUAUUUUUGAGCAGUAUGAAGGGUUUCUUGAUGAACAUCUUAUGACAGUCGGACCUCCACCUGAUUGGGUUAAGCCUGCUUUUCCUGGUGCAGACAAUGGUACUCUUUUGCCUGUGCGACAAAUCUAUCUUGAUAAUACUGUAUUUGAUGUAUUCCAACAAGAAAAUCCAUACCACAAAUUCCAUGAUACUUCUACCCUAAAUACAGCUGCGUAUUGGGCAAACCAUACAUUUAUGUUUGAACAACAAUGUAAAUGAACUUAUUUAUUCUUACUGACGAUUUUGCAGGUCUAUUAUUUGUCAUUUAUACAUAUACUUACAUUCCUUUUUUUUCUAAUACUCAAGUACAUACACAUCAUUUUGCAAUUCCUUUCAUUUAUACAUAUAUUUCAUGUUAAUAAAUUCCUUCUUACUAGUAUCUGCAUAAAAAGCCAUCAUCUUAAUUCUAUCCAUAUAAAAAAAAAACAUUCCUUUGACAAUCAUGAUUUACGGAAACAGAUGAUAAAUUCUAGAAUUAAGGAACGUCUUUUCCCCUUUCUAACAUAUUCUACCUAUUGAAAACCAAACUAGAAUUGCUUCUUUGGCAUGAACUAUACUUUAGUUU